CAGAGACGGACACAGCUUUCAUUUGUUACCCAGACGAUUAACCAUGUCUCACAUAGCUGUGGAGAGAAACAGAAGGAAACAGAUGAACGAGCACCUCAAAGUUCUACGCACUUUAACCCCAUGUUUCUACAUCAAAAGGGGAGACCAAGCAUCAAUCAUAGGGGGUGUGAUAGAUUUCAUCAAGGAGUUGCAUCAAGUUUUGCAGUCUUUGGAAUCUAAUAAACGGAGGAGGAAGAGCCUAAGCCCUAGCCCUAAUCCAAGUCCGACACAGCCACUGCUACUACUGCCACCGACUCCGCCACCCCAACUUGAUCAAAGCCCUAAAUUCAAUUUUGGGCUGAUCGAUCAAAAUCAUGACCGUGCGAUCAAAGAACUAGGAGCAUGCUGCAACUCUCCGGUGGCAGACGUCGAAGCGAAACUCUCAGGGUCCAACGUCGUGUUGAAGAUAAUAUCCAGGCGAAUUCCAGGUCAAGUUGUGAAGAUAAUAAGUGUGCUGGAGAGGUCUUCAUUUGAGGUCCUUCAUCUCAACAUAAGUAGCAUGGAAGACACUGUCUUAUACUCUUUCGUCGUCAAGAUAGGACUGGAGUGUCAGUUGAGCGUAGAGGAACUAGUUCUUGAAGUUCAACAGAGUUUGCGCUCGGACACUGCUUAACUUAGAAGAUCGAGGAACACAAACACAAUAACCAGACGACAUAUUAUUAGUUUGAUCGAGU
Argentina anserina (silverweed cinquefoil) is the source of this 713-nucleotide messenger RNA. Its product is annotated as transcription factor MUTE. Gene Ontology annotation, cellular component: nucleus. The coding region runs from base 44 to 652 and encodes 202 amino acids. The transcript has 3 exons. NCBI's taxonomy places the organism in Eukaryota, Viridiplantae, Streptophyta, Magnoliopsida, Rosales, Rosaceae. The record is from RefSeq and is a predicted model, not a curated record. Gene Ontology annotation, biological process: positive regulation of DNA-templated transcription; guard cell differentiation; stomatal complex development. Gene Ontology annotation, molecular function: DNA-binding transcription factor activity; protein dimerization activity.